Messenger RNA from Heterostelium album PN500, 2250 nucleotides. RefSeq names its product DUF3430 domain-containing protein. The transcript is spliced from 6 exons. NCBI's taxonomy places the organism in Eukaryota, Evosea, Eumycetozoa, Acytosteliales, Acytosteliaceae. Bases 1 to 2250 code for a protein of 749 amino acids. The record is from RefSeq and is a predicted model, not a curated record.
AUGAAUCCAUCGAACGGAUUAUACUUUAUUCAAAAAAUCAAUGUACCGAUCAAAUCAUUUUCAUUUUUCGAACCUGCAUAUAUAUCGCAAGAAGAUGUUCAAUCUUUCCUCUGCAAGAUUUGGAGGAAUUCGCUAAUUCAAGAAAUCGAAUGUGGGUCUUUGUACGAAAUCGAUAUACCUUCGGACUCAACACGAUCAUUACGCGCCAUUUCUAUUACAUUAUAUGACCUAGGACUUCCAAAGACGGUACUCCAACACUUUCAGCAAUGCACUCUUCUUACCAAAGUAAAAUUCACAAUGCUAGGCACUCGUUUCGACAUUCUACCGGUCUUGGAAUUCAUUAAUCAAUCACAAACUUUACACACUGUACACCUACAUCUCAAUAUGGAGGACAAGACCUUAUCUCCGAUCCUUUUGAACACCAAUAUCUGGAAACUAGUUUUUCAAGCUCGACCAAUCAAUAGAUCGAUUAGAAAACUUGUUAUUCUUGAAGACCAACAGCUAUCUCCAGACCAAUCCGAAAGAGAUAGUCCACUUAAAAAUGGUCAUCGAUCUCGAACCUAUCAAUUUAAUCUAGUUGAUGAUAAUAAUAAUAAUAACAAUUUCGUUCAUUUAUUAUUCUAUUCAGAGUGUAAUCAAUUAUUAUUAAAGAGUAUUUCAUAUAAACUAUCACAAUGUUAUCCUUGGAGUGAUAAUCAAUACUCAAUAAAGGUCACCAAUCUAAGCAAUGAUAACCAAAAUAUUAUUUAUCAGAUUUAUAAUGACAACCAAUGUCAGACUAUCAACUCGACAAUAACAUUCAUCUCUGGACAAUGUGAUCCAAAUUAUUCAAUGGUUUUACAGUUGUCAAGUCAACCAAUUAUUCCUCAAACAAAUACUCUUUACUAUGAAAGAUAUAUUAGUGAUUGUGAUGAUUCCAAUGAUUCAAGAAUUAGAUAUUCUUUGGCAGACGGUGUUUGUAUCCAAGAUGAAUUAAUUUUCGAUGGACAGAUCAGAGACUAUCAAAAAGUAGUUACCGAAUCGCUACUCUCAUUGAAUAUCAGUCAGAGUGGAAAUGACAAAAGCUGCUCCAAUGUAUUAUCAACCCGAACCUACACUGCAUCUUGCUCAGCCGGCAACAAUAAUUACCAUAUAGCGAAUGCAUUCCCAGUGGUAAAUCAACUCUCCAUAUCGGCCGGUCUCAUUGUGCUCAACGAUUACAAUUCAUUUACACUUGAAUCGAUUUCAUCGGUCGGUUGGAACGGAGUGAAUCUCAACUACCUGGUUUACUACUACGAUGCAUCUACCAAUCAAUAUCAACUCGGUUGCAAGACCAACAACACCUGUACAAUAGAUAAACUGUCGAGCGGUGCAGCAACAAGAUUAUUGAUAAAGGUCGAUGGUGUCAGCUACUUUGGUGUAGUUCCAUCGAUUUUCACAGCACCCAUCAACUUACCAGCACCUCCACAAAUGACAUCACUCACCUCAAUCUCUCAAAGUCUAACGUCGCUCGAUAUCAUCUACUUUUCCGCUGGUGGAUUCCCCAACAUACCAAAUACCUACUUGGUAACGAUCAACGGUCAGACCAUAGACAGAUGUGCCGACACAAUCAAUUGUACCAUCGAUUCGUUGCCGAGUGGAUCGACAGUGAACAUCAGUGUUGUAGCUAUUAACAAUGGUAAACAAUCGGCGGCAUUGGAGUAUCAGCAGCUACUACACGACCCAGUUACAAUCACCAAAUUCGAUUUGGAGUUUACAUCCAAUAGCUUUUCGAUUUACUACGACUCUAAAGGUGGAUUACCAGACAAGCAGACCACCUACACCAUUUUACUGAAUGGCACCGUUGUACCUGCAUGCAAUAAUUCACCCGAUAAAAGCUGUACUAUAACCAACAUCACUGAAUAUCAAGAUUAUAAUAUACAAUUGAUUGCUCUAAAUGAUGGUCAAGCAACUCAUUCUCAAGAUAUCACCAUUAUUUUGAAUGAUGGAUAUAUUAUUACAACGGAAACAAUCGUAGCUAUCAUUUUCGUAUUGGUUGGAUUCAUUGGUAUCUGUGGUUUUGCCUGCUUUACCUAUAGAAAUAUAUACAUGGAUAACUAUUUGUACAAAAAGAUAUUUGGUAGUGGAAAGAAGAAACACAAAUAUGAAUAUAUAGUUCUUGACGAUGAUGAUUCUGAAGACAGUGACCAAGAUGAACGUAAUAAUUUGGUAGUUAACAGUAUACUUCCUAUUACCCGUGUACCUCUGAACAAUCAAGAAUCAUUAAUUUAA